Molecule: messenger RNA, 3421 nt
Organism: Alligator sinensis (Chinese alligator)
Lineage: Eukaryota; Metazoa; Chordata; Crocodylia; Alligatoridae
Gene: S1PR2
Product: sphingosine-1-phosphate receptor 2
Exons: 3
Coding region: 681-1736 (351 amino acids)
Biological process (GO): sphingosine-1-phosphate receptor signaling pathway
Cellular component (GO): membrane
Molecular function (GO): sphingosine-1-phosphate receptor activity
Source: RefSeq, a predicted model, not a curated record
GGAUCCAGGUAAGCUGACUCCCUUCUGGCAUCUGCCCAUGGGGCCAUGCUCAGCAGUGGGAUGGGAGAAAAUAUUAUUUGGGGGGCUGCGAGUAGAGGGGGUGGUGCUGGGCCGCCCCUCUCUUCCACAGGGUCGUUGUGGAGCUGGUGCAUGGUGGGAGCACUGGGCAUGGUGCUGCAAUGACAGGACAUGGCAGUGGUGCUGGAGCAGUGCAGCUGUGCUUGUGGGGACUAAGCCCUGUUAGCCCCAGCCUUCCUCUGCCUAUGGCCUUGCUGCAUUCUGCUACUGGCCCCAGUUUCCAGCUAAUGAGUGCGGGCCUAGCUUCAGCUUUGGCCAAAGUGGGAGCUCCCCAGGUCAGCCUGUCCCUCUGGCCUGUGCUGGCAGCUGCAGCCACAGUCUCGUGAGUUCUCAGCCAGCGAAAGAGGAGCCCAGCUAGGGGUGGUGGAACCCAUGGCAGGAAAGGAAGCUGUGGUAGCAAAGACAAACAAAAGCCCCAGGCGGCCUGGCCCAUCCUUUCCUUCCCAGCUCCCGGCAGCCUGGGACAGGGCCAUGGAAUAGUGACCGGGCCCUGCCAACAGCGUGGGAACCCAGGGCUGGAAGUGCCUAGUGGUCGCCACCUGUCUGGUCCCUGCCCUGCCCUGCCCCGCUGUCUGCAUGGGCACCGUGGGGCUGGGCCAGGCAUGGGCAGCCCCUACACAGCCUACUGGGACCCACUGAUAGUGCAGCAGCACUACAACUACACGCGGGGGACGGGCGAGCGGCGUCGCUCGCCGCUCUCAGACCCUGUGUCAGUGCUCAUCGUGAUCGUGUGCAGCCUGGUGGUGGUGGAGAACCUGCUAGUGCUGGCGGCUGUGUGGCGCAACCAGAAGCUGCACUCAGCCAUGUACGUCUUCCUGGGUAACUUGGCCGCCUCGGACCUGCUGGCAGGCGUCGCCUUCUUGGCCAACACGCUGCUGUCGGGGAAGCACACCCUGGCACUAACACCAGUCGCCUGGUUCAUACGUGAGGGCUCGGCCUUCGCAGCGUUGGCCGCCUCUGUCUUCAGCCUGUUGGCCAUUGCCAUCGAGCGGCAUGUGGCCCUGGCACAGGUGAAGCCCUACCGUCGUGGUGGGGGUGGCCGCAUGGUCCUGCUCAUCAGCGCCUGCUGGGUCGUGGCGCUGGCCGUGGCCGGGCUGCCAGCACUGGGCUGGAACUGCUUGGGGCGGCUGGGGGCCUGCUCCAUUGUGCUGCCGCUGUAUGCCAAGGACUAUGUGGUGUUCGUGGUCAGCGUCUUCACGGUCAUCCUGGGCACCAUCGUAGCGAUCUAUGCUCACAUCUAUUGCGUGGCCCGGUCCAGCCAUGCUGAGCGGGCCGGUGCCCAGAGCCUGGUGCUACUCAAGACAGUCACCAUCGUGCUGGGCGCCUUCAUCGUCUGCUGGCUGCCUGCCUUUGUAGUGCUGCUCCUGGAUGCUGCCUGUGGGCGCCUCGCCUGCCCCGUGCUGGCCCAGGCCAGCUAUUUCUUUGCCUUUGCCACCCUCAACUCAGCUGUGAACCCUCUUAUCUACACACUGCGCAGCCGUGACAUGCGCCGUGAGAUCCUGCGCCUGCUGUGCUGCUGGGGGAUGCUGGGCCGCGGCUGCCGUGCCCAGCACUGCCGCCGGCCACUGCGUAGCUCCAGCUCCCCUGAGCCCUGCACCCACAAGCAUGACCUGCCCACAGUGCCCAUCAUGACAGCAGCCUGUGCCACCUCUGUCUGAGCCCCUACCAUGGGCAAUGAGGUAGCUGGGCAUCUGGAUCUGGACAGGGCUGAGCCCCUGCUCCCCAGCUGCAGUCUGGGCACACCACAGCCUCUGUCUGUCUGUCUGUCUGCCUGUCCAGCCAGUCUGGGGCCAUAGCACAAGGGGUAUGGCCAUCCUUAUUCACCACAGAGCCCCCAGGGCAGAGCAAACAUCUGGUUUGGGAGAGGACCCCCCCUCCCCCCAGCACGGUCUCCACUCCCCAGGCAGGACUGUCUGCCUUGGCUUGAUCGGCACUCCUAGGCCCUGCCUGGGCCUGCUGCAGCCUCAGUCCAUCCAUACAGCAGCAGGUGCCCCUGUCCCUAGUCUCAGGACCCUGCUGGAGUUGCGAGGGUGGCAGUGGGGCAUAGACUGUCCAUGUAUCUGUCUGCUACUGCCUCCCUGGCUCUCCUGGCAGCCUCUGAGCCAUGGGGGAGCAGCACGAGCGUGUGUGUGUGUGUGUGUGUGUGUGUGUGUGUGUGUGUGUGUGUGUGUGUGUGUGUGUGUGUGUGUGUGUGUGUGUCCCAUGCCUGCCCUGAGGCUGGUGCCUCCCUCCAGAGCUGACAGACCGGUCUGGGAAAGCUGUGCCUCUACUGGUGAUGCCUUGCCCUUGCAGUGCAGGGAGCGGGUCCCAAGCCCUGGCUGUUGGGGGCUAUGCUGACUGCAGCAGAGGGAUCCCUGAGGGGACGGGGACUGGGCCUGGUGGGGGAGAAGCAGGGCAGGCUGCCGGAGCCUGUCCCCCAUCAGGCGGCAGCUGCUAGGGUGAAUCACUGGCUGACAAGCCUGGGCGGGGGCAGCCACGCUGUGAAUGGGAAUGAGCUGCAAGCAUGGGAACGGGUUUGGCCCAGCCCGUGGAGUGGACUGGGGUUAAGUCAGCUGCCCCCAGAAGGUGGUACAUGCCACAGCCUGGCACGCCCUGUGUCCCCAUGUCCCUGCCAGCCACAUGCACUGGCCUGGACCCUGUGAGCCAGGUCACAGGAAGCUCCCAGGAGCUAUGGGGUCACGUGUACGGGCAGGGAGCACAUGGGGGGGGUGCACAUUGUGGGAGCACUGCAUAUUGUAUGUGCAUAUAGUGUAUGUACAUGUCCCAGUGCUGCAUGUGGAGUGUGUGUGCAUGGUGUGUGUGCAUGUUCCAGUGCAUGUUGGGUGCAUGUACAUGCCCCCAGUGUGUGUGAGGUGCAUAUAAGAUGUGUGUCCAUGAUGUGUGUGCGCCCCCCAGUGUGUUUGGGUGGAUGUGUGCAUAGCACAUGCACAUGCCCCCAGUACAUGGGAAGUAUGGGAGGGAGCUGCAUGUACCUUGUCCUUUUGCUAGCUCCUUGUCUCUUCCUGGCCCCUUGCCUUGGCUGCCCUCAGCCUCCCCUAGUCCUGGGGGCCCAUCUCGUUCACCGGGUGUUGGCUGUGGCUUCUCCUGGCACCUAGUGGCCCCUAAUCCUGCUGCUGCCAGUCCUAGGGGAAUCUGGCUGACCUCAGUUCUGCAGCCAGGUACCCAGGUUUGGGAGGGCAGGGUUGGCUCUGCAGUAUGGUACAGUCAGCGCGGGAGGAACCAGGGGAUCCUUGCGGUUGCCCCCACUCCCAAUCCUGAGGAAACACUAUGGAGCCACAACCCUGCCCCCUCACUACCCAUGUACGAGCGGCCACCACUGACUAUUAAAACAAAGUUUCCGCCA